Messenger RNA from Salvelinus sp. IW2-2015, 2216 nucleotides. RefSeq names its product E3 ubiquitin-protein ligase RNF220-like. Gene Ontology annotation, molecular function: metal ion binding; ubiquitin protein ligase activity. Lineage: Eukaryota; Metazoa; Chordata; Actinopteri; Salmoniformes; Salmonidae. Gene Ontology annotation, biological process: protein ubiquitination. The record is from RefSeq and is a predicted model, not a curated record.
GGGAGAGGAUGAGGGAAUCGUCAUUCGAAGCGRGGAAAGCCUCUGAGCAGCAGCAGCCGCAGCCCUGUGAGCUUCGCUUCGUCCUCACGUUGUUCCACUUCUUAUCUUAAAAUUCUAACUGGUCUGUCCAUGUAAAAAAAAAAUAUACUGUAGCCAAGCUUACAUUUUACUGCAAAAAUACUUGGAAAUAAUCUCMACCUUUGCAAGCGCGUGUUUCUCUUUUGCUCGGACGGAAUAAAGUGUCGACCAUCGCUGACAUUCGAACUAGAGAAAGAUUUCGUUGUGUGGCUAAAACAACUCCGAGACAGCGUUUAACUAGCCCUAUGAGAAUGGACUCACAGUGAAAUUAUUCCACCUUGACUACAUCAUCUUCAAAUCACACCAACACUCAGCCCCUCCCCCUGACCAGUCCCUCCCUCUAUAGGACUAAGGGAGGCGUGGAUUGGAUGGACCUCCACCGGCCCUCCUUUAAGAUGGACAGCUCCUCCUACCUGCCCAGUCCCCUGGCCUCCCCAGCCCUGAUGGUGCUGGCCUCCACAGCCGAGGCUGGCAACGAUUCCUCCAUCCCUUGCCAGGCCCCACGGCCUUUUGGGGUCCCCAUCUCCGAGAAGGACCUCCACCUCCCCUUCCCCUCCGGCUCCUACACAUUUGCCUCCAUGUACCACCGCCAGGGGCCCGUCUCCAGCCAUGGCACCUUCCCCACCAGAGACUUCCCUGCCUCCCUGCUCCACCUCCACCCCCAGUUCCACCCCCCCAACCUGGACUGCUCAUCUCUAGGGAUGCUGAACCACAGCGGGGUAGGGGCCUUCAGACCCUUCUCCUCCCCGCCUGAGGAAAGGGAGGUCAGGGGUUAUCAGUCAGCCUUCACCCCUGCUAAGAGGCUCAAGGGCUGCUAUACCGACUCGGAAAGGAAGCAGUAUGAGUUUGGAGGAGGGCGUAUUCUCUCUGGUUCGCCGUGGUCGCUCAAAGCCGCUGAGGAUUCUGGGAGGAAGUUGUUUGCGGUGUCUGGCCUGCUGUCAGACAGUGAGGCCUUGUCUAGUCCUGAGGACCGUAAGGAAGGCUGUGGGCAGGGGGGCGAGGUGGCGGGUCCCCCCUCACGUUUAAAAUGGUGCAGAGAUACCACGUUUCUUCGUGUGAGGACCAACAGACAUACAAGACUGAAUGUCAGGAUCGGCAAGCUGAAGAGGAGGAAAGCUGACGAAGUUCAGGACAUUUUGGUGGACCUGGGAGGAGAGGGGGUGCAGUGGAGGGAGCGGAGGAGGUUACAGAUGACAUCCAUGCUGGGGGGGUUUAAAGGGUCGGUAUUUGUGAGCAGCAGCACAUCUAAUGAGGGCCGCGGUGACAGUGAUGCUGACCUGGACGUUGAUGGAGACGACACCGCGGACUACGGAAGAGCACAAUAUACAGAGGCAGACAUCAUCCCCUGUUCACAACGGGAGCCUGGGGAGGUGGAGGAGAGGAAAGCACUGAGGGGGGCUGUUUUAAAUGUUGGAACUCUGUCCAACAGAGUAACUCUGGAACAUUCSAAAUGGACAAAUGAGGGAUGUCCAUCCACCAGCAACGGAGAACGCAACAAACUGGACAACAGCAUAAUCUCCCUACACAGGACCUGUAAAAACAGUGACAUCGAGACGGUCUCUGAGGAUUCGGCACUCACGACACUCGAUGCACUAAAAACUCGGAUACGAGACCUAGAGAAGCAGAUGUCCAGAGGAGACAGAUACAAAUGUCUCAUCUGUAUGGACACAUAUACUACGCCCCUCAGCUCCAUCCAGUGCUGGCACGUCCACUGUGAGGAGUGCUGGCUCCGCACACUGGGGGCUAAGAAGCUUUGUCCACAGUGUAACACCAUAACUUCACCUGGGGACCUGCGACGGGUGUAUCUGUAACCCGGCGGGGCCAGUGAAGCACAGACCUUUGAGGGGGACAUAAGGGCAGCUGGCCUGUCAGAGAUCACCCUUGUCUUUGCACCUUAACCUAUCCCCCCCCACCCACCUUCCGAACUGAGUAGGGGCGCACCUCAUGAAUAGAUGGUACCCAUGACUGGGUAUUGCACAACGAUCAGUCCUCAUGUCCUUUGACGUUUUAGGUUUGACAUUUCACCUUUGGUUUGCCCAGCUGGAUGGUGUUCGUUUGUACCGAGCUCACCUCCACCUUUAGUGAGCCAGGACAGUUCUAAGAGGAGGACUCUGUGCUCAAUCCAUUAAUCACCAUAA